Messenger RNA from Columba livia (rock pigeon), 452 nucleotides. It is a transcript of the gene RPL38, whose product is annotated as ribosomal protein L38. The transcript has 5 exons. Gene Ontology annotation, cellular component: ribosome; cytosolic large ribosomal subunit. Bases 185 to 397 code for a protein of 70 amino acids. Gene Ontology annotation, biological process: translation; protein-RNA complex assembly. NCBI's taxonomy places the organism in Eukaryota, Metazoa, Chordata, Aves, Columbiformes, Columbidae. Gene Ontology annotation, molecular function: structural constituent of ribosome. The record is from RefSeq and is a predicted model, not a curated record.
CCGCAACAACUCAUCGCAACAUCCGCACCCGCCACAGCGGCCCCGCCCAUUUUUGUCCCUCCGCCCGCGCCGUAGCACCGCCCAGAGGAGCGGGGUUAAGGCCCGGAUGCGGAAGUGCGUGGUUACUUCUGCUCCGUAGGCAGAGGCGGCAGCUGUUAGAGCGGUCUGAGCGCGGCCCGGAACCAUGCCUCGCAAAAUUGAGGAGAUUAAAGACUUUCUAUUGACAGCCAGGAGGAAGGACGCAAAGUCGGUCAAGAUCAAGAAGAACAAGGACAAUGUGAAGUUCAAGGUGCGCUGCAGCCGGUACCUGUACACCCUGGUGAUCACGGACAAGGAGAAGGCUGAGAAGCUGAAGCAGUCGCUGCCUCCAGGUCUGGCCGUGAAGGAGCUGAAAUGAGCUGUUCGUGUUGGUUUUUCCUUGUUUCUUACAAUAAAUCAGAUUCUGAACUGUU